AUGACAGCAAAACUGAACAAGCCCUUCCGUGAAGGAUGCCGGACAGAUUGGGACGACAUUCGUUGCUGGGGCAGAGCUGAAGUGGGGCAGGUGGUUAACGUCUCCUGCUCUAAUGUGUCCCAGCUCUUCGCCAACAAUCAUGGUUAUAUUUACCGGAACUGUACUAAAAACGGCUGGAGUGACAUUUACCCGUCCUAUGAAGAUGCAUGUGAAUUUGUUGAAGUGGAUCCCGAGACCACAUAUUAUUCCACCUUCAAGCAGGUGUACACUGCAGGCUACGCUACCUCACUCAUCUCCCUCAUUUCGGCUAUCUUCGUCUUCACAGCCUUUAGGAAGUUCCACUGCACAAGGAAUUAUAUCCACAUCAACCUCUUCUCCUCCUUCAUCGUGAGAGCUAGUGCGGUCUUCAUUAAAGAUGGUGUCCUCUUUACCGAUGAGACCCAGGACCACUGCUUCAUGUCUAGCGCUUCAUGUAAGGCAGCAGUGGCCUUUUUCCAGUUUAGCAUCCUGGCUAACUACUUCUGGCUGCUGGUGGAGGGAAUGUACCUGCAAACUCUGCUGGCUCUCACAUUUGUCUCACAAAAGAAGUAUUUUUGGUGGUACAUUCUUAUAGGCUGGGGUCUUCCAACAACAAUAAUGACCAUUUGGGUUCUGGCCAGAAAUUUCUAUGACAACAGGGGGUGCUGGGACGAUACGGAGGUAGCCUUCAUUUGGUGGAUCAUUAAAGGACCAAUUACAGCAUCUCUUCUGGUAAAUUUCAUCAUCUUCAUCAAUGUGAUCAGAAUACUGGUGCAGAAGCUGAAGUCUCCUGGAGUUGGAGGCAAUGACACCAGCCACUUCACGAGGUUGGCUAAGUCGACUCUGUUUCUGAUCCCGCUGUUUGGAAUGCAUUACAUGGUGUUUGCCUUCCUGCCAGAGAACACAGGGGAGGACGCUCGACUCUACAUUGAGCUCGGACUGGGCUCUUUUCAGGGCUUUGUUGUGGCUCUUUUAUACUGUUUUCUCAAUGGAGAGGUGCAGGCGGAGCUGAAGAAGAGGCUGUGGAAGUGGCAGAUGCAGGGUUACCUGAGCUACAAUAAGAAGAGGCGGACACUGUUCACAGAGAGCAGCACUGUCACUCAGAUUUCUGUUCUGGAAAAAUCCAGCCCAAUGGAGCAGCCUUCCACUGAACUGCAGAACAGUAUCUCAGUAGUCUGAACCAUGCAGAUGCUCUGACUCACCCAUCUUUUCUCUUUCUUCCUCUCCUUGCUUCCUGAUCCAUAUACUAGUUUUGAUACCAACACUGAAAGAAGAGAGUAACUAUCAAUAUCAAUAGUAUUAGUAUUGUUAAUGCUGUUAUUCAUACUAAAGUUGCAUUCUCAGUCAGGGGUUUGAUAAACUAAUAUUGUCACAGCUGUUUAACUCAACAUUUAUACACAGAGAAACAGUGGACCACAAUGGUUUGCAGAAAAGAUCUGCUUUAAAGCCUUUUUUAAUAGUUUGGUUGGCUUAGAAAAAUAGACUACUUAGGGAUUAUUACAGGUUAUAAGAUGUUACUAAAACGCCAGAACAUUAAGUCUCGCACCAUAAACAAGAGAAAGCACAAACCUGCUCAGCACUAUAGAUUUUGUGUUUGUGUUGUGCAAAAUGAAGCCACACCCACUGACUGUGAACUUAUUUACAUUAAAUAGACAAACAUGUUUCUUAUGACACUUCUGCAGUUUUUCUGUACUUAAGCCAGUUCCAUAGAAGAUCAGUUCCACAGGAGCUGAUGCUGAUGAGACGUUUACAUUUUUCAGCUUUUAUGAUUCUGCACUUUUCUUUAGACCUCUGGUCACUUUUUUCCAUCCUCAGCUGACUUGCUCUUUGCUGAUUUGAUAUACACCAGUGUCUUAUUUCCUUAUUCAGCGGAGUUUAAAUAGAUGCUUUUCCUGUGCUCUGUGUUUUGGGUCUGUUUUGAAUGUUGUUUUUUAUUGAACAUUCCUUAUUAAAUCCAGGGCCUUAUUUUCGUGGUCAUAGUGCAAAUGCAAAAAUAAGGUGUAAAAUCACAAAGCUGGCGCUAAGGUGUGGCUCUAACCUACCAUCAAGGCUGUAAAGACGGAGCGAAGGCAUUAUCAAAAGGCGUGGUUAGGCAUGCUGCAGCGAGAGCCAGUCCGUCAGUUAAGCACAGUGAUUCCUAAUUGCAAAAUAGACAGAUUCUAUUAGUUUUACGUACAAAGAAAAAAACUGAUCAGCUUUUAGAUUUCACUGCAAAAAUGUAGUAAUAAAUAUAAGGCUGUUGUUACUUUAAGUAUAUAUAAGGCUGAUGUUACUCUUCUGUCGUCUGUGAGCAUGUGUCGUUCUGUUGCUGAGUAUUCAUGUGUCAGCUCUGGAGAAAACUGAAAAGAGUGCUAACAAAACUGACAAAAAAAUGUAACUAAUAAAGAACAAAAAAAAAUAUGAAAUAAAUGAAAUCAUAUCAAUAGGCUAUAGUUGUUUGUAAAAAAAAAGUAUCAAAGAUUCCAUGAACAGUACAGUGGUUUAAAUGAUUGGUGCAUAAUAUGAAAUUCAGGUGAUACGUGCGAUCAUGUCAUAUUUUAUACACUGUUGUACUACAAAGUUGACCUAUUUUAGAUUAAAUUGAUAUUUUACUCAAAAAAAUGAAGUUUUCAGAAGAGAAAUUUGUUGACUGAAAUAAAUGUUAAUUUACUUAGUAAAGUAAACUCCAAGUGUUACAAUUUACAGUGUAGUGGCUUUUAAUGCGGUUUAGCCAGUCAGAUUAUAGCUUUGUUAGAUAUUCUAUAAGCCACAAUUUAGUUUAUAUUUACUGAUUUCUAUCUAAAUGGGGUGAUACAGUGCAGAGGUUGUCAACCUUGUCUACCUCAAGUCUGAAUGCAUUGUUUAUUUAAGUGUUGUUUUACUCAGAAACCUCAGAAAUGUGUAACAGUGAACACGAAAUAUCACCAGAUUAGGCAAAAAUUAGUCAGCCUGUGGGAAAUCGGGUGGAAUAUUUCUGCAACCCAUUUUCUAAACCAGUCAUGUGUAUGAAAUGUUACGUUUCUUUGUGUCUGUAUGUGAAGUUAGGAAAGUGCUGUUUUGCAUGUGUGUUUGCCAUGUGAGUAGGUUUGAGUAGGUGUUUUUGGACCGAAAUAUGUUUGAAAAAUGGAUUUUGAAUGCUGCACCCCCUAUUGUGACAAUCUGGCCAUAUUGUCGCAGGCGAUCUAAAUUCUGCUAAUAGAUGUACUUGGAUCCAGCCAAUUUAGCAAUAUGCAAGUGCUAUACUGUUGCACCUGUACCACUGUACUGCACUUGCAUUGGCACAAAAAUAAGGCCCUGUGUUUUUAUAGAGUUCUUUCUGACAGUCAGUGCACACGACUCCAAAGAAACAUGCCAAAGGUCAAAUUUUGGUGAAUAUUCAUACCUUUAAUCCUUAACUUCAUCAUAUCAUACAAAUCCUUAUCAUAUCCUUUAAUUUACUUUUUUAUGCUCACUUCAAAUGAGUGGACUGACCACAUGCUAAAACUCCAAGAUAACAAAGCAUGUGAGCAAGAAAUACCCAGAAAUGUAAAGUAACAUUCUGUACUUUUAGCCCAUGUUCAACUUUUUAUCUUCAGCACUUCGCAACUUACAUAUUUAUUGUUCUGUAUGUGAAAUUACAGCUUUCCUUCUGAUGUUUUGUUCAGAAAUGUGCUUAUGGCUUCAGUCUCAUGCCAACUUUACAUAAUUGCCUUAUAAAGAGCUCACUUUUAGUGUAAAAUACUUUACUAAAAUGUAAAUCAUUAUAAAUGCCAUUCAUAAUUUCUGUGUUUGAAUAGCUCAUUCACUUUGAAGUGAAUCUCUUAUGUGAACUGUAAGUAAAUGCAGCAUAUUGCACAGUGCACUGGCCCUGUGUGCACACAUACACUACAGGGCUUCCAAAGUUUUCUCGUCUUAAGUAAUGAUGUUUUCAAACAACUUUUAUUCAUUUGGACAUUCAUUUGGUUUAAUACAAAUUGAUUUACUUAGUUAUUAUCAUAUUUAGUAACACGUUUAUAUAUAAUUAUUAUAUAUGAUUAUGAGAUAAGAAUAUUAACCUGCUUAACCACAAAUUAGAUUAAAAGCAUUUUCAUGUCAAUUUAAAGUGAAUAAUUCUGCUUUGAAAAUGUCUUACUCAAGAAUGCUUUGCAGUGUACGUAUCUGGAGCACUAGACUGUAAAGAUUUUUGUUUUAUAGAAUGAAGCUUUUUGCUUUCAAAAUGUAUUACUGAUACGUGGAUUUGUAAAUAAGAUUAUUACGCUAUGUUUUAACUAUUAGUACAGAUGUGUUGAUCUGUUUAUAUUUUUACCAUGUCUGAAUUAGUGAGUGAAUUAGCACUGGUCUAUUAUUUGGGCUAUUAACUACUAAUCUCUAUGGUUUAUGGUACUAGUGAUUAACAAUAUAAGUAAACAGUUUGUUUCCAUGUUGUGUAUAAAGCAUUUUAUUUACUCUUGUUGACACAUUUUAGAAGUGAACCUAGUCAAGAUAUGUAUGUAAAUAUGAAUUCUGGGUGUUCGUAUAAUAUCAAGAUUUUUUUUCUUGUUUGUUUUAAUUGAAUGUUUUGAGUAACUAAAUAUUGUUACUUGCUUUCAGCUUAUAAUGAACGAGUAAUGCACAAAAUCAAUGGAAGACAAAAGGAAAUUCAGUCAUCUUCAAGCAUAAAAGCCAGUAAAACAGAACAUAACCUGACAACUGUGUUUAAUAUUAAGAUAUAGUGCUGUACAAAAAUCAGAGAUCAUCCUUCAUUUCCAUUUUAUUUCCAGUUAAAGGUGCCAUCAAGUACAAGUUAUUUAUUUUUGGAGAUAUUUCAAAGGAAAUUAGAUACAAGAUUUCCACUCUUGCUUCAGAUCUGAAAAAUCUACUGGUGUUUCUGUCCAUCCUUCCACUGUGAGAAGACAACUCAACAC
Messenger RNA from Colossoma macropomum (tambaqui), 4880 nucleotides. RefSeq names its product growth hormone releasing hormone receptor b (gene ghrhrb). Lineage: Eukaryota; Metazoa; Chordata; Actinopteri; Characiformes; Serrasalmidae. Gene Ontology annotation, cellular component: plasma membrane. The record is from RefSeq and is a predicted model, not a curated record. The transcript is spliced from 12 exons. Gene Ontology annotation, molecular function: peptide hormone binding; G protein-coupled peptide receptor activity; vasoactive intestinal polypeptide receptor activity. Gene Ontology annotation, biological process: cell surface receptor signaling pathway; adenylate cyclase-modulating G protein-coupled receptor signaling pathway. The coding region runs from base 1 to 1197 and encodes 398 amino acids.